GCCAAGCAUCGGCGGUGCGCUUGCCGGGAGAGGACGGUUGGCCACAGCCGCUUUCAACCCUCUCCUCUCCGGUGAGCAGUCGCAAAAACUCGUUUCUCGAAACGCAAGAACGUGACCUUUCGGUGCGGAGUGCAAGAGAAAAAGAGGACCACAUCGUAAGGGCAGGGAGGAGAUGGAGGGCAGCAGCUCGCGGUUCCAGUUGGGCGUGAUCGGUGCGCUGAGCCUCUCCGUGGCGUCCUCCGUGGCGAUCGUCAUAUGCAACAAGGCCCUCAUCAGCACCCUCGGCUUCCCAUUCGCAACGACGCUGACAAGCUGGCAUCUGGUGGUGACGUUCGGGACUUUGUACGUGGCUCAGCGCUUCCGCAUUUUCGAGACGAAAUCGGUGGACAUGAAGACUGUCAUGCUCUUUGGGCUGCUUAAUGGCGUCUCCAUCGGCCUUCUCAACCUUAGCCUUGGUUUCAAUUCUGUUGGCUUCUAUCAGAUGACAAAACUAGCGAUUAUCCCCUUUACAGUACUGUUGGAGACCGUGUUCUUGAAAAAACAAUUUAGCCAAAAGAUAAAACUCUCGCUCUUGGUUUUGUUGGUCGGAGUUGGCAUAGCAUCUGUGACAGAUCUCAAACUCAACCUUCUCGGUUCCGUUCUUUCUCUUCUAGCCAUUGGGACGACAUGCGUGGCUCAAAUCAUGACUAACACAAUACAGAAAAGGCUCAACGUUUCUUCAACUCAAUUGCUGUACCAAUCGGCUCCAUUUCAGGCCUCCAUUCUCCUCCUCCUCGGUCCUUUUGUGGAUCAAUGCCUCACAAAGCGGAGUGUAUUCGCCUACAAGUACUCACCGGUCGUCAUGGUGUUCAUCAUACUCUCUUGCCUGAUCGCCGUGUCUGUGAACUUCAGCACGUUUCUGGUGAUAGGGAAGACGUCACCGGUGACAUAUCAGGUGCUGGGCCACCUCAAGACUUGCUUGAUCCUCACUUUUGGCUACACUCUGUUGCACGACCCCUUCACCUACAGGAACGUGAUAGGCAUACUCAUCGCCAUCAUCGGCAUGGGCCUCUACUCCCACUUCUGCACCAGAGAGAGCAAGAGGAGGCAGAACGACGACCACCAUCAACUCAGCCCAAACUCUCAGACCAAGAACAGAGAAACCACCCCGUUGUUGAUCGCAAUUAACUUGGACAACUCGGAUACAGGAGCAGAGGCUAGAAAGUCUGGUCGGUAACAAACUAAGUGCCCCUUGGCCUUGGCUUAAAUCAGCUCAAGCUUAUGCCACAGUCCUAAAAUCUUUCGAGAUUGGUUCCGUUGCACGUUUUGGCAUACUCGUGGGAGCAUUCCACCUUGUGCUGUCACCAAUCAAUCGUCCAUCCUCCUUGGUGUAAACUGCCCAAUCCAAUUUUGGGUCCAACCUUAGAAUUUUUUAAGUUACGUAUUGUGAUAAUAUGUAUUGCAAAUUCACCAAUGUUGCGGUAUGAAUGCUGGUCAUUGAAGGGAAUCGUUCACUUUGUUCUUCA
Messenger RNA from Nymphaea colorata (pocket water lily), 1505 nucleotides. RefSeq names its product UDP-xylose transporter 1-like. The coding region runs from base 173 to 1216 and encodes 347 amino acids. Lineage: Eukaryota; Viridiplantae; Streptophyta; Magnoliopsida; Nymphaeales; Nymphaeaceae. The transcript is spliced from 8 exons. Gene Ontology annotation, cellular component: Golgi apparatus. The record is from RefSeq and is a predicted model, not a curated record. Gene Ontology annotation, molecular function: UDP-xylose transmembrane transporter activity; antiporter activity.